AUGACAGACAUCAAAUCGGAUGAGGGCCUCGAGGCGCCUAAUAACAAUGAACAUAUUAACUUCCAUCACCCAUACACCCCAUAUGAUGUGCAACUCCAGUUCAUGCGCACUGUCUACAAUAUUCUCGAGAAGGGCGGCGGUCAAGUCGGCAUUUUGGAGAGUCCCACUGGCACUGGCAAAUCCCUUUCUCUGAUCUGCUCAGCUCUCACAUGGUUGCGCCAUCACAAGAGGUCUCGCUUUUCUGCCUCUUUUGACGAGACCUCCGCAGCGAUGGCCGGCGAGCCAGACUGGAUGAUUGAGGCUGCAUUAAGGAGGAAAAGGCAAGAGCUGGCGCGUCUGUGGGAAGAAAGGGAGGCUGCCUUGAGGAAAGCCAGGGAAAAGGAACGACAGGAGGAAGAAAAAGCUGCCAUGGGGCUGCAUGGGAGGAGUGUAAAAAGGGCCCGUGUCGACGAUGGAGAGUAUGGGAAACGGAAGAAGGGGGAGAUUGAUGAGGAGAGGGAGUUCUUGGUGGGCGAUUGGGCAGAUGGUACUGUAACUGGUGAUGGUUUGGCUGGGCUCAGUAAGGAGACGAGGGAGUUGAUGGCCAAGGUUGGCCUGGGAGGAGCUCAGGGGAAGGAAGGGGAAGAAGAUUGCUCUUUGAUAGAAGAGGAAGUCAAGAUCUACUAUACCUCCCGCACACACUCGCAAAUCGCACAGUUUAUCGGCGAACUUCGAAGACCAGCCUUUCCUACCUCCAUUCCCGAGGACAUGUUGUCCACAGACAAUCUCGGAAAAGGCCCGCCAACAGAACCAGUCAAGCAAGUCCCCUUAUCUUCACGGCAGAAGCUCUGCAUCAACCCAUCUGUAGCACGGCUCAACUCCCUCUCCGCGAUCAACGACCGGUGUACAGAACUUCAGCAAGGCAAAUCCGGACACAAAUGCCCCUUUAUCCCCAACGCCGACAACCUAAAGCAAGUGCACGAAUUCCGUGACACAGUCCUCGCCUCUUUACCUGACAUUGAGGAUUUGUAUCGCGUGGGCAAGGACCUCCAAGUGUGUCCGUACUACGCCUCGCGCGAGGCCAUCCCCGGUGCUGAGGUCGUCACGUUGCCGUAUCCCUUGCUCUUGCAGAAGAGUGCCAGAGAGGCUCUAGGGAUCAAGUUAGAGGGUAAUAUCGUGAUUAUCGAUGAGGCUCAUAAUAUCAUGGAUGCCAUUGCGAAUGUCCAUGCUGCAGAGAUCCGGUUGAGUGAGCUCAGAAGGGCUAGGGAGAUGUUGGGGGUUUAUGUCAAAAGGUUUGGAAAGAAGUUGAAGGGAGAGAAUAGGAUGAUGGUUGCUCAGGUUGGGAGGGUUGUUGAGUCGCUUAGUGAGUGGUUAAACACGGCGUUGAAUGGAAAGGGCGACCACGGUAUUGUUGACUCCAAUUCCCUACUUAAGGCUCGCGGCGCGGACCAGAUUAAUCUCUAUCAACUAAUCAAGUACAUCCAAGACUCAAAGCUGGCAUACAAGGUAGAAAGCUAUGUCAGUCACAAGGAGGAAGAGGAAGCACAAGGGCAAGGCAAAACUAGCACAACAACACCCGUCCUCCAUACACUGGUCUCAUUUCUCUCAGCGCUUACCAACCUCAGUACGGAGGGUCGAAUCUUUUACGAGAAGCUCUUGACGACACCAUCAGACAUCAAACUCUCCUACCUUCUCUUAUCCCCUACCCAUGCGUUUUCAUCCAUUGUCUCAGCGGCACGAGCCGUUAUCCUCGCGGGUGGCACUAUGUCGCCGUUCGAUGAUUACAAGGCACAUCUUUUCCCCAUGCUCUCUGAAGACAAGAUCACAACGCUCAGUUGCGGGCACGUCAUCCCCUCGUCCAACUUGUUUGUCUGGACACUCGCUUCAACCAGACCGGGACAACAAGGAAGUGCCGCAGCGUCCGAUGCAUUCGAGUUCAGCUUCCAGAAGCGUAGCGACCCGGCCAUGAUCCGACAACUUGGCCUAGUCCUGCUUAAUAUAUGUUCUGUUGUUCCUGACGGUGUGGUUGUCUUCUUCCCCAGCUACAGUUACCUGGACGAGGUGGUAGCAGCUUGGCAAGCGCCUGAGACUCAAAACGGCCCUUCGGUAUCGUUCCAGCGAAAACAAACCCUAUGGGAUCGGCUUGCGGCCAAAAAAACUCUGUUCCGAGAGUCCAAGGGGGGCUCGAGCGACGAGAUCCUGCAGCAAUACAGCGACGCGAUCUUCUCGGCUGGCACGGCGAGCAGGCAGCAGCUGGACCCCACAGGGCGCGGCGGCGCUCUUCUGCUCAGCGUGGUCGGCGGCAAGCUUUCUGAGGGCAUCAACUUCUCGGAUCGGCUCGGCCGCUGCGUCGUCGUCGUCGGCUUGCCGUACCCGAACAUUAACUCGCCCGAGUGGAAAGCUCGGAUCGAGUAUGUCGAGACAGCUGCAAUCGCACGGUUAACCAGCUCAAAAACAUCACGGUUCGAAGGAGAAGGUGACAAAACCCAGUCCCGGGCUCUAACUAGGGAAGAAGCCCUGCCACUUGCUCGACAGGUAGCUCGGGACUUCUACGAGAAUGCUUGUAUGCGUGCGGUCAACCAGAGUAUCGGCCGUGCGAUUCGCCAUCGCGGUGACUAUGCAGCUGUUGUGCUUAUCGACCGGCGCUUUGGCACAGACAGAAUCAGGGGCAAGCUGCCUGGUUGGAUACGGCAAGGGAUGGUUGAGGGAUCUGAGAACAAGGGAUUGGCGGGGUUGAUGUCAGGGUUAGGGAGCUUCUUUCGGGGGAGGUCAGGAUAG
Molecule: messenger RNA, 2757 nt
Organism: Thermochaetoides thermophila DSM 1495
Lineage: Eukaryota; Fungi; Ascomycota; Sordariomycetes; Sordariales; Chaetomiaceae
Exons: 4
Coding region: 1-2757 (918 amino acids)
Biological process (GO): establishment of sister chromatid cohesion; nucleobase-containing compound metabolic process
Cellular component (GO): nucleus
Molecular function (GO): DNA helicase activity; hydrolase activity, acting on acid anhydrides, in phosphorus-containing anhydrides; ATP binding
Source: RefSeq, a predicted model, not a curated record